AUGGCUGUUUUUUUCCUUCUCUGCUUCGACAGGAAAAAGUGGUCACUUGAAGAUUUUGAUAUAGGCAAGCCUUUGGGGAAGGGGAAGUUUGGAAAUGUUUACUUGGCUAGAGAGAAGCAUAGUAAAUACAUAGUAGCUUUGAAGGUGUUAUUUAAGUCACAGUUACAGAAAUCUGUAGAACAUCAACUAAGACGUGAAAUAGAAAUACAAUCACACUUGAGACAUGACAAUAUAUUACGUCUGUUUGGAUACUUUCAUGACAAAACUAGAGUUUAUUUGAUCUUGGAGUAUGCACCAAAAGGAGAACUGUACAAGGAGUUGACAAAACAGAAAAGAUUUGAUGAAAAAGUUACCGCUAAGUAUAUCUACCAGUUAGCCAAUGCGCUGAAAUACUGUCACAGUAAGAAAGUUAUACACAGGGAUAUCAAGCCAGAGAACCUGCUACUAGGACUUACCUCAGAUCUUAAGAUUGCCGACUUUGGGUGGUCUGUACACGCUCCAUCUUCAAGGAGAACAACUCUAUGUGGGACACUAGACUACCUUCCACCAGAGAUGAUUGAGGGGACUUACCACGAUGAAUGUGUCGACCUCUGGAGUCUGGGUGUACUCUGCUAUGAAUUGCUGGUCGGCAAACCGCCAUUUGAGACAGAGAGUAAUUCAGAAACUUACAGAAGAAUAACAAAAGUAGACAUAAGAUACCCAUCUUACGUCUCGCCUGGUGCUAGGGAUCUCAUUUCUAGUCUGUUAAAACACGACCCACGGCAGCGACUGUCUUUGGAGAAAACAAUGACACAUCCGUGGAUUUUAGAGAACUACACACCAAAAGAACAGUCUCGCUAACAGUGUUUGUAACACGGAAAUAGAAAACCGAGACUAAAAUGGACCACUGUGAUAAUUUGCAGGCAAUAAAGUAAGAGUCGUGAGUGUGAAAUAUCAACAGAACAGAUUUGAUCACCGAGUUGCAUAAUUUAUCAAGAUGUAUUUAGUUUUAGUGUUUCAGAUAUUUAAGUGUUUUGCAUAUAUAAUUUAAUAAAAUAUACUGAAAAAUACAGUACAAUGAAUUUAAUUUGUCAGAAUACAUUACAGAAUUGUGGAGUAUGAAGUUUUACAUAACUUGUAUGAUGAUUUUUUAUUGUUCAUUUCUGUAUUUUGUAUGUAUGAAUUGACUCAUUAUCAAGGGUUGAACCACAUUCCUAAUGGCAAAAAAAUCUUACUUGCAAAAUGAAUCCUACAUAAGCAUUUUUUUCUGUUUUAUUUAAAGGGUUUAUUUGAAUUGAGCAAUCUCGUUUGUCAGAUUUGUAAAAGAGAAAGCCAGUGUUUAAAAUUUUAGUGUGCAAUGUUUCUGAAAAGACAACAUGCAAACCAUGUAAGUAAUGUGCUUUGAAGAUGAGAGUGCUCUUUUAUUAUUUCUUUAACUUUGAAUUUGCAAAAAUUAGCCAGAAUAAAAAUUUGUUAGUUAAAAUUGGUGUCUAAAGCCUUUUAAAAUUGAUAGCAAGAAAUGUAUUUUCCAUAAAAAAAUAAAACUGUGGUCCACAGAAAAGUUUUACUUUCAGACAGGCUUAUUAUUUUCAAGAUGCAGAAUUUGAGAAUAGUUUAGUUUGGAUAAUGGAACUGAUCUGAAAGUUCCAAUGAGUCCUGCCAUGGGCCUUACAAAUACAUUUUUGUAUUCGGUAGCAAGGUUUCAUAAAAUUGAAUUUAUUUUGUCAGAUCAAAUAUGUAGUCUUCUUUUUUCCUAUUAACUUACAAAUUCCCUAUGGGGUAGACAUGUAAAUAAUAUGUAUUGAAUUAAUCACAAAAUGCAUUUAUUUUAGGACAUAGGCUGUGAUGUGAAAUCUUCUUCUUUUACGAUAAUGGCCUCGUUCAAUUACUGAUACAUUUUGGCCAUGUGUGAGGGGUUACAAGUGAAAGACUUUAAUAGGGAGGAAGCAUAGUGACUAUGAUGAAAAUUUCACUUUGUGGCCUCUGUCCAACUACUAGUGUUUUUAUUACUUUUACAGUGCAGAUAUAAAUUGUUAUGCCUCUUAAUAAAUUGUACAGUUUGUACACUCUUCAUGAAAAAGUACUGGAAAAAUAAAAAAAAUUAAUUUUGAUUGGUUGAAAAAAAGUACCGGUUAACAUUUAUACACGUUUGCACCAAAAGUGACUAACUGCAUCGACAAAAAGAAGCAGGUAGCUACUUUUUGUGCUAAUGUUAAAGUUAAUGAUAUGAUUGCUAAUGGAUAUGUCAGAUUGAGUGAAAGUGUAUGUGUUAAUGUUACGCCAUGCAAGUAUAAGUGGAUGCGGGGGCUCUGCAUAUACAGUCAGUGCCAGCUUUCAAGUUCUGUGUGCAGUGUGUACUUUGUAUUUAUUUUUCUGAACGAAAUUUUAAACGAUGCUAUGCUUAUUUUUUUUUUAUUUGUUUAUGGCUGAUUUUUCCUUUAGUAUAAAUGCACUAUCACAAAUUCUUGGAUGAGUAAUGGGUGUAAAAAAACAUUUCAUUUCAUUUGUUCCUUUACAUUAUGCAUGUACAUCUUUCUGUCUCUGUCAAUUUGUUUUAGUACCUUACUUUCUCAAAUCUGCAUUUCGUCAUCUUUCUUCCUAUCUGUUCAUUUGUCAGAUCACUGGAUGCAUGUAUGUGUGUUAUGUUUUUAUCUGAUUCAUCAGACAUAAUGUCAAAAUUAUAUAUAAGUAAAUCGGGAUUUGUUAUGUUUGCAAUAUUCAUUAUUAUACCAAUUACUUUCAGAUAUAUGUCUUGAUCAUUUUUCAUCCUUCAUUUCAAAAUUGUUGUCAGUUUGACAUUCCAGUUACAUUGUAAAGCCUGCUAGGGUAGGGAGAUAGGGAUUUCAGAGCUAUCUUGGUCUCACUGUGAUUGUAAAAACUAUGUGAGAAGUUAUAAGGAAAACUGAUACACAUGAGUAAACCUGUAUCAACUCCAUUACUUAGUUAGUGAAUCUAGAUUUCUUACAAAAUUUAAAAAAAAAUAAGUUAUUGUUGGAUUGACAACAAUUUUGGAACACAUGCAAGUAUGAAAUCGGAUGUUUUUCUCAAUUGACUUGUAUAAAUAUUGUCAAACAGAUUUGAAUAUGGCUGGUUAUUUUGAGAAAAAAUGAUCUGAUUUUAUUGUAUCAUUAGUAUAAUUGUAAAUAAGUUUGUGUCAUAAAUUUUUAUGUUUUUGCUACUUUUGUUUAAAAAAAGGGAAAGCAGACUUUUAUUAUUAUAUACUAUUCAGAAACAACAAAAUGAAACUGAAUUAAGUUAGUUUCAAUUAUGUGUGUUGUCCUAUGAAAAAAAGCAACUUCUUUAAGAUCAGCCUUUGCCUUUGACAUUUCAAGUUAAUAUACCUGGUAUAUUUAAUAUACCGUACCUAGUACAAAGUUAAUUUGUUUUAAGUAUUUGCUUCAUUUUUAGUAUACGCCUGUGAAAUGGGACAUAUUAUUUGACUUGUAGCAGCAGGCAGGUGGCAUCUGCUAAAGAUGUCCGCAUUCUAAAUUAAGCAGUUGUUAUCCAUUGUUCACCAAACUGGGUCACAAUGUUUAUGGGCAUAACAUCUUGACUAAGUUCAGUAACCAUCCGGAUUGUCUUUGUGGUCCUGGGGUUAUGGCCCUUGAAUGACGAAUGAUUGAGAAAAUUGACAGUCUGCUGUCUAAUUUGAGUAGUUGUUAUCAAAUGUUUACCCCAAAUUUAUAAUGUCUGUGGGUAUAUUAUCUUGACUAAGUUCAGUAAACAGUCAGGUAUCCUUUGUUGUUCUGGAGUUAUAGCCCUUGAAUCAGUCGAAAUUGAAGAAGUUGCCGAUGAUUGUGACAGUUUGGUACUUUUGGUUAGAAACACAUAAACAUAUACAAAAAAAUGAAAUGAGGCAAAACCUCAAAGUCAGCUAGAGGAAAUCAGAAUUAACAUGUUUUUAAAUUUUCACUUAAAAAUGUUUAAUUUAGUGUUAUACCUAGUAGAGUGAAUAUCAUACAUUGCAAUAUUACAGGGAAGCUAAUGUCACGGUGACAUCGUUCACUAUUGGUCAAGUUUUCUUUAGGAGUAUUCCAGUUUCUUCUAAACUUUAUGUUUAAUUGAAAAAGAAUGAAAUUAUUUUUUGCCAGUAACUGGAAACCUUUCGUAGGAUUUUUGAGUGUUGAAUAAGCAAUCUGAUGAUGUGCUGUCUUCACUGUGGAGAAAAGACAUUCUCACCGACAGGUGGGCCUUAGUUUUAAAAACCAUCGCUAUACAUAUGUGAAAGUAUACUCGUGUUUUCAGAAAGCUCGAGUCUUUAGCUCGCUAUAAGUCGGAGUCUAGGAAAGUCAGCUGGAUGUUUCCUGGUUAUGGUGAAAAGUCUUGUGUAUAAUUUUGAUUUCCUACAUUUAUAUUAAUCACAGUGCUAUAUUUGUAUAUAUGAAUUUUAAUUUAGCACUGAAACAUUUCAGUUGAUGUUUCAUUUAUCUCUUACUGACUUUGUAUACUGGAAAAUGACUUAGUCAAUGUGUAUAGUAUAUGUAUAUUAGUCACUGAUACCUGUUCUUUCAUGUGUACUGAAGACUUCUUGGAAUAAAGUUAUUGAAUCAUGA
This is a messenger RNA of Mercenaria mercenaria, 4532 nucleotides long. Its product is annotated as aurora kinase A-A-like. Lineage: Eukaryota; Metazoa; Mollusca; Bivalvia; Venerida; Veneridae. Gene Ontology annotation, molecular function: protein kinase activity; ATP binding. The record is from RefSeq and is a predicted model, not a curated record. Gene Ontology annotation, biological process: regulation of cytokinesis; mitotic spindle organization; protein phosphorylation. Gene Ontology annotation, cellular component: chromosome passenger complex; spindle microtubule; spindle pole centrosome.